Falco peregrinus (peregrine falcon) is the source of this 4419-nucleotide messenger RNA. It is a transcript of the gene MLPH, whose product is annotated as melanophilin. Lineage: Eukaryota; Metazoa; Chordata; Aves; Falconiformes; Falconidae. The record is from RefSeq and is a predicted model, not a curated record. Gene Ontology annotation, cellular component: cortical actin cytoskeleton. Gene Ontology annotation, molecular function: myosin binding; small GTPase binding; actin binding. Gene Ontology annotation, biological process: intracellular protein transport. The transcript is spliced from 17 exons. Bases 352 to 2409 code for a protein of 685 amino acids.
AUCUCCUUUAAGCCCAGCCGGGUGGAGGAGGUCUGGAGCUGCCUGCAGCCCUGGGCAGGACCCCGGGGGAAGGCAGGGCUGCCCGCCCGCAUGGCGGGGUGUCCCGGCAGCCGAUAGGCACGGCGCCAGCCCUGCUCGCCGGCCGCCUCGGCGGGCAAGCUCGCCCGGCAGACCGGCUGCGGUGCUGCCAGGAGCCGGCUGGCCUGCCCGCAGCUCUGCCUCUGCCCGGUUACAUGGGCAGCACGGAGGUGGGGCUGAGCUCUUCCCCCUCCGUCAGCAUCCCAGGGUACGGGAGAGCGAGCGUGCGGGGUGGCGAGUAACGGGAUCGGCUCCAGCCCUCGCCAGGACAAGAUGGGGAGGAAGCUGGACCUCUCCAAGCUAACCGAUGAAGAGGCCAAGCAUGUUUGGGAAGUCGUUCAACGGGACUUUGAUCUGCGGAAAAAAGAGGAGGAACGGCUGGAGGAGCUGAAAUGUAAGAUCAAUCAGGAGAGCAGCAAGAGAGAGUUCCUGACAAAUCAGUCCCACCUCAAUGAAACCCACUGCGUCCACUGCCUCCAGCCCUUCAAGUUCCUGCUGAACAGCAAGCGGCAGUGCCUGGACUGCAGCUUCUACAUCUGCAAGAACUGCAGCCGCUACAACAAGAAGGAGCAAGGCUGGGUCUGCGAUCCCUGCCGCCUCUCCAGGAUUGUGAAGAUCGGUUCCCUGGAGUGGUACUACGAGCACGUGCGAUCCCGUUUCAAGAGGUUUGGAAGUGCCAAGGUGCUGCAGUCCCUGUACGGCAGGCUGCAGCCAGGGCAGGGGGUGAACUCCACAUUUCUAGGUCUUCAUGACAGAGUUUACAGCCUGCCAGACAUUAACAGUGAAUGCCAGUUCCUCACCAGCGGUGACAUUGGGGACGACAGUGAUGACGAAGACAAUGUCCUUCGUGGAGCUGAAGCAGAGUGCUACAGCAGAAUGUGCAAGACAAAGCGCCUGCUGUCUGUCCAUCCCUUUGAUUUUGAACUGGACUCGGAGUACUCUGCUCAGUCUCGCCGCCAGUCUGUGCAGCUCUCUCCAGCAGCCAGCAGCCCGGAUGCUUUCCAGUCCUUCCCAGAUUUCCCCAGCUCAGCUGAAGAUGCCUCCCAGAAGGAGUCCAGGAUCGCGGAUGCAGAUCUGGUCUUCCACCACGUCUUGCAGGAGCAGGGACGGGGCGUGAGCCCGCCGGAGCAGCACUUCAGCACAGAGGUUCGGCUCACCGUCAAUUCACGGAGAAGGAGCCUGGACAGAAACACAAAACCUGGCAGCCCCUGGAACGAGCAGCCCCAGUCCCGGUACUCUGCAGAUAUGGACACCUCUGAUGAGGAUGUGAAGGGAGCCCAGUUCCCUGCCUACCCACCCCAUCACAUGAAACGCCGGAACAGAGCCUCCUCCCAGGAGAACAUCAGUCACUCUGGGAAUCAGAUUCAUGAGCUCAACAAACGCAUGUCUGCAAUUGAACGCAUGCUGAACCGUUUGGAGGAAAAAAUCCUGGUGCGCUCUGACGAGUCUCCAGCUGCAGACUCCCAACUUGAUCCUGAUGCCGAGGAGGAGGAGCUGAAGAGGAAGCUGGAGGAGUUAGCGAGGAACAUCAGUGACAAAGAAGUCUCUUCUGAAGAAGAAGAGCGUGAAGAAAAGAAGAGAGCAAAGAAACCAGAGAUUAGUUCCUCCAGUGAUGACGUGGCCAGAGAUGCUCAAAAGAGGUCAUCGGCUCAGGCUUUGAGCGAAAUCACGGCCAAAGUGCUGAGAGCCAUAAAUGCCACGGAGAAAGCGGUAUGUGAGUCGUUGCACGGAGAAACCCAGUGCAAUGAUAGCUGUGCCCUCCUCGCGGGGCAGCUUCCCAGCCUGGGAGACAGCAGAGAGGUGGCCGAAGUGUACCGUGAGCUUGAAGAAAACGUGUACCUGACUGCUGGGAAGACCUACCGGCUUGAGAAGACCCUGAAGGAACUUGAGGAAGGGGCUCAGCACAGCGGCACUACCGACUCAGAGCUGUCGGAGCUGGAGGACAAGGUGGCUUCAGCAGCCGUGCAGGUGCAGCAGGCAGAGAGCGAGAUAUCGGAUAUCGAAUCUCGAAUUGCGGCUCUGUCCGCUGCAGGGCUGACAGUGAAGUCAAUGGAAAAGGCGAAGAAGAAGUCCAUCGGGCAGGCUGCCUGCCUCCACUCUCCCGACCCCACCAGCAGCAGUCCUGGGGAGUCUUCGGAUGACAUUAAAGGGAUGCCCGGACUGCAGGGGUUCAGGAGGAAGUUCAACAGUCCCCUCGAAAUCACCAGUCUCGAUGAUUCCUUUGACCGCAACUCUGUUUACCGUGGCUCCCUGACACAGAGAAACCCCAAUGGGAAAAACAGGAGAGUGGAGAGGCUUUUUGCGAAGCCUGUGAUGACCCACCUGUCCUGAGGAGAGGGGGGACUCUCCUGCCACUGCAUUUCACUGACCAAGACAAGACCUCAGCACAAAGCUUCACCGCCUUCCCCCCAACACUUGCUCUUCCUUCUCCCAUGCCGCCUCUCCCUGAGACGCCGGACAGGAGGGAAGCCGGAGGCCAUGGGCAGAAGGUCUUGCCAAGAGCUGCCAAGGAGAAGAGUGAGGCACUGGCAUGCCAACAGCUGGCCAGGGGCUCUCAUGGGAGAAUGCAUGCAUGAGACCUUGGCCUUGGGCAGCUCUUUGGUACCAGAUCAGCUAAGGGGACCAGAGAGGUGCAGAGCAGGAGUGACCUCCUCAGAGGGACCUAGAUGUCAGCAUGACUUCUCAGUAUGGGGACUGGGGGUGGUGACAUGGUCAUCACUUGGUAAAAGCUGUCAAUGCCUGUCCCUGCUUUCUCCCAAGCUGGUGCUGAGCAGGGAUAGGAGCUGACAGUGGGUGAAGGAUGCCCUUAGGGUACCCCAGGUAGAGCAGGAACCCGGGCAUCCCAGGCUGGGAAUCACAUCCCAGUGCUGGUCCAACUCGCUGCGAUGUCCCUUGGAGCAUCACCUCCCUUCCCUGAGCAGCAAAGCAGGGUGAAAGCAGUGCCAGCUCCCUCCCAGCAAGCACUUGGCCAACAGAUCUCUGCACAAAGUCAUGCUAACACCUGCUGAGGCUUCUUGCCACCAUGCAUGAAGCAGCUGUGACCAUCUGAGGACGUGAGUGAGGCAAGGCUUGCAGGAAGCAGUGGUAAGAAAGGUGGAAGAAAGGCUGGAGGCUUGCUGGGGAUUGGUUGUUCCCAGCUCUCAAAGGUAUCCUCUCUCCAUGUCAGGCUAUAUCAGCAAGUUUAGAAGGACUCCAGCAAGCAGAGCAUAGGUGCUUCUCUGGAGGCUUUCCCUGACUCUACAGAGGGGUCAGCCUGUGCCAAGAGGUGCUUUGUGGACAAGCAUGUCCCCUGUCCCUGAUGAUGGGAUUGUAGAACCCCUCUGGUCCUUGGAGAGGGGCUGUGAUGGCCUUUGGGGGCUGCGGUGGCCCUGGGCUCCUGCCAGGUGACAGCAGCAUUGGUAACACCCUCCCCCAGACACCCCAAAUGUUUUCCCUCCAAAAUUUAUUUCUUCACAUCCACUAACCCUGGUGGAUCAGUUCCCAGGACAUCAGGAUAGGGAGAGGAUUGUUUUCUCUUACAGGUCACCCUGGAGGAGAUUCAUGUUAAAAAAUUUUGCUCAGUACCUGCUUGUCCCUGUCCUUUAUAGCCCCCACCUUCCUCCUUCCGCAGUGGGUGACGUGGGGAGGAUCGCUUGCAGCCGGAGCAGGGAUGUCAGGCUGAUACUGGCAGUUUCCCAUCGAUGACCACUUAGGCUGGACCAUUCUUGUGCAUCUGAACUAAAACCACUUUAAUUAUGAGCGAUAGUAUGCGUUCUCAUGCAAGUAACACGUAUGUUUAGCUUUGGUAGUAGUAGAGACUGCUAACUGCCUAGAAAUUGGUCCUGCCGUCAUCUCACAGCCUUGUAAGUCCUAAGUCUGGGCUUCCCAGCUGGAAAAAAAAACAAAACACUUUCUUCUUUUAAAAUGAAAUCCUUCUGGCCUGAAGUUCAAAAGGGUAAGUGCAAACCAUUGGUGGUGUAGAAACUCGCCCAGACACCAUGGCAUUGCUGGGUGCAUCUCUUGCCACUCAGCUGGCCUCAAGGCUAGGAUGGCAGCUCCUCGGCUGGCAGAAAGGAGCUCCACCAAGAUCUGGGCAAUGCUAUGGGUUUGCACCCACCCCUCUGGUACAAGGCUUCAGCCUUCACCCCAACCACAUCUCAGCCAUAACUCAAGUCCUUCCAUGCAACCGCUCAGAUGCUUGAUUCUGCAAGGGAGUCCUUGCAGCGAGCCUCAGCAGUGCAAACUAAGGCAUCGUCCAAGCUGUAGUCAGCCACAUUGUUAUUUGCUGGUUUUCUGCCCCAUCUGCCUGUGUAGAGAUUAUAUAUAUGUACACUAAAUCAUGCAAUAAAGCCAAUUUUAAGU